This is a messenger RNA of Malurus melanocephalus (red-backed fairy wren), 3667 nucleotides long. RefSeq names its product Kv channel-interacting protein 1. The coding region runs from base 80 to 646 and encodes 188 amino acids. The transcript is spliced from 8 exons. Gene Ontology annotation, cellular component: voltage-gated potassium channel complex. Gene Ontology annotation, molecular function: calcium ion binding; potassium channel regulator activity; transmembrane transporter binding. Lineage: Eukaryota; Metazoa; Chordata; Aves; Passeriformes; Maluridae. The record is from RefSeq and is a predicted model, not a curated record. Gene Ontology annotation, biological process: regulation of potassium ion transmembrane transport.
UGGASCUGCCUCUGCUGGAGCUGUGACUGAGUGUCCUGCCCGUUCUGCUGAUCCUGAUAAAAUUGAAGAUGAAUUAGAAAUGACCACAGUGUGCCAUAGACCCGAGGGACUGGAACAGCUUGAAGCACAAACUAAUUUCACUAAAAGAGAACUUCAGGUUCUUUACAGAGGAUUUAAAAAUGAAUGUCCUAGUGGGGUUGUUAAUGAAGAAACCUUCAAACAGAUCUAUGCACAGUUUUUUCCUCAUGGAGAUGCCAGCAUGUAUGCACAUUACCUCUUCAACGCCUUYGACACUGCACAGAAUGGCUCAGUGAAGUUUGAGGAUUUUGUGAUGGCRUUGUCCAUUCUGCUGCGGGGAACUGUUCAUGAAAAGCUGAGAUGGACAUUUAAUCUGUAUGACAUAAAUAAGGAUGGCUAUAUAAACAAGGAGGAAAUGAUGGAUAUCGUGAAGGCAAUUUAUGAUAUGAUGGGAAAAUACACGUAUCCAGUGCUCAAGGAAGAUGCACCAAGGCAGCAUGUGGAAGUGUUUUUCCAGAAAAUGGAUAAAAACAAAGAUGGAGUUGUAACUUUAGAUGAGUUUAUUGAAUCGUGUCAGGAGGAUGACAAUAUCAUGAGAUCCUUACAGCUCUUCGAGAACGUCAUGUAACCAGAUGAGCAUGGGAGGAGUUUGAGGCUUCCUGUGUAACAAAGAUCUCCUUUCUGGGUGAAAGCUUUUUACAAUUGAGCCAUGUCCAGUGUAUGAGGAUUUUGUAUGACAUCUCCAACCAAAUGGCAACUGAAUGCAACCAAUCCCACCUCUUGUCCCCAGGAGAUGCCGGUGGACCUUUGUUUCGUUUUGGAAGCAUGUGAAUAUUUUAAUAAAUCCUGACAACAGAAAACUGCUGCUAGAAGUUCAAUGAGUAAUAUAGAGCAUUGUUUGCUAGGCACAAGUCCUGCUUUUAAUCUAGCAAGCUUAAUUCCCUAUGAUAGCACACGUUGAUAGCUAUUCAGCCAUCUAUUGCAAGCUCAGUCCAUACCUCUGUUCAGCACAAUGUUUUAUGGAUGCCUUGCCAUUAACCUGCUUUGACAAAACUUCAGUCUACCAGGGCAGUCUGUGAAAAAAUGAAGUCAGUGUCCCUGGGACAUUAAACAGACAGCCCAUGUAGCCAGUACCCCAUUUCUGCAGAGAUCCCACUUAUCCUCUCACAUGCACUGGUGCCACCAUGCUGAGUUUAGUGGGGUUCUUCCUGUUCUUCCUGAACACAUUACCMGGUGAUCUUCAUGCCAUGGUGAGCCAAAAAGGAGCAAAAUAUGUUGCACAUGUUAAUAUCAAAGUACAGAACAAAUGCUGUCCAGCGAUGGUAAGUUCCUAGAGGACCAGGCAGGUGUAUAAGGGCUGGUACAGAAAGACGAGCACCUGCUCUGGAUCCAGCUGCCUGCUGUGGUACCAGCAUGACAGCGACACCAGGUGAUUCUCCACUGGGCAUCUCAGCAGCACCACCACGGGCGUGUGCUCUGGCACAUGCUUCCUAGCUUCAUUGUUGGAUAUUACUGUAAGGUCUUGCWCCAUUUAUGCAUUUAUUUAAGCUUUCUUGUUUUACUUAGUGAAGAACAGGGCCCAAAGAUGCAGCUGUGUUUCAACACACAGAUCUUGGCACCCAUAAAGUGGCCUGCACAUUUGAUUGGGAGCUAUUGAAUUAUUGCUAGCCUCAGAAUCAGCUGCCAGGCCUGUAUUUUUUUCCUACAACACAUGUGCAUGUCUUGCACAAACCCCAUUUCCUUGUUAGUGCCAAGUAGAGUAUUGGUUUAGGGGUUUAGUUUUUUAAUUAAUAAAACAGAAAUACUCAUGUAGUGAAUUUACAGCAAGGCUGGGUGAUUUGUCAGCUGUGGAAUAUGGCAGAGCCUUCUCUGCAGAAACCUCUUAGGAGAGCUGAGACACCAGAGUGCCAUUGCCAUCUCCAGGUCAACARUGGCUGAUAAAUGAAAGGAAGGAGAGAACAGCCAACUCUUCCAGCUGCUCAAAACACACAGAUGGGACAGUCCUGGCYAUAGUGCUACACCAUCCAGUAAGCAUCUAUUUUUAUUGUAUCACAUACUAUAUUACARACAAACUGUUAGCAGUGAAGAUAUAUUUUGGAAAAUAUGCAAGUGGAAGCUUUUUAUAAUACAGAAUAUAUAGAAUGCCUCAGAUCUGUAGCCCUAAUUUUAUAAAAAUAUCAUCUAUUGGAACAUUCCUUAUUAUAGAAGUAGGUCUUAUCAGUUUUAGUAUAAUGGUAUGCCAGUUCCUCAAGAGGGGGCAUUUUCCCUUUUCACUGUGCUCCUCCAGUCACUUUUGUGUAGUCUGAACUUUAUUUCUUUAAGUUGUCCCCGGUGGUCAAAAGUGCAAUUCAAAUGAAGUUAAUGUCUGCAGGAGUGACACCUUAGUGUAUCUUUCUUUUCGUACAGAUACCGUUAAUGAAUUCCCUCCCAGCRGGGAUCCAGAGAAUAGCAGCUCCAGGAGUAGCUGGGAUCUGCAGGAGGGAUUUGCUACGCUCUGGGGUAGUCUUGUCCUCCAAGUGCUGGGUAUUGUCAUUUAGGCUUUAUUUAACAGGCACUUGGUAAAGACAUCAGUUGUAGCUUAAAUAAUACACACUUUACAUUCUUCCUUCUUGAUUCUUCUUGCAAUCACUUUGGCAAAUGACAGAAUUUAAUACAAUUGCCAGAUUUUCCCUCCCACCAAAAGAACAUCUUAGCAGUUCACUUCAGCAGAGGGAGAAGUGGUCAGAACAAAUGAAAAGAAGGAUUUGAAUCAGAUUAGCACAGUGCCUUUUUCCUCUAAUAAUCUUGCUUCAAGGGUGUUUCAGAGAUGGCACAUACAGGCAGCAAUGUUUGGAAUAUGCCCUUUUCGAAAGAAAAUGUUAUUAGUUGCAUGAUGCCAUAGUCCCUGAAGCUAAAUUAAUUUCUGGAGUUACUGUGAUGAAUUUGGCCUCAGCUAUGUUUCCUGGCCUCGCUGGCAGCAGUUCUGUGGGGCUGCCUGUGUUACUAGGGCUGUCACUGCUUCCUCUUGAGUGUGGCUCCAGUUCAGCAGCAAGGAGGUGGUGUCACUGUCAGUGUGUGCUGAAGUGCAYUGCUGAAAUCAGGGUACCAGUACUGGCCCUGCACUUCGGGCAUCUCCUUUGCUGCUCCACUGUGCCUGCUUUUCACUGCCAGCAGCAAYGAGGGUACAUCAGGCAGACAGGGAGAUGCUCACAGCCCCCCUGAGUGUGCCCUUAGAGGAAAACGAGCUUUGGUUUGGAUCCCACAGGAGUCAGACCCCUCCCACACACCCCUGGUGUUCAGCCCUGUGUUGAGCUCUGGGCUUCAGCAGAAGCCCAGGGUAGCUGAGACAGGAGGACUUGCAAAGUGGUACCCACAACUGUUUUCCCAAAGCUCAGACUGCAGAAUCUGUCUCUGGCAGGGUCCUUGUCAUUGCAAAACCAGUUAGGACCCUUUGUUUGCCCCUGAUCCCACUGUUACAGCCAGAGGCUGGGAUGCACCAGUGCAUAGGCAGCCUCUGGGUUUUCCAUCAGCAGCAUCUGUACAUGACAGGUGUGCUCCAGCUGACAGGUGACAGACAUCCCAGUGACUGUGAGAGAGCUGCACUCUGCAUGGAAAUGGCUUUGGGGUUUUUUUAAAUGUUUUCUGUGAAUGUUACUCUGUAAAAUUGCCA